This is a messenger RNA of Ostreococcus tauri, 282 nucleotides long. Its product is annotated as Ribonucleoprotein LSM domain,eukaryotic/archaea-type. The record is from RefSeq and is a predicted model, not a curated record. Gene Ontology annotation, molecular function: RNA binding. The transcript is spliced from 2 exons. NCBI's taxonomy places the organism in Eukaryota, Viridiplantae, Chlorophyta, Mamiellophyceae, Mamiellales, Bathycoccaceae. Bases 1 to 282 code for a protein of 93 amino acids. Gene Ontology annotation, cellular component: catalytic step 2 spliceosome; precatalytic spliceosome; U6 snRNP. Gene Ontology annotation, biological process: mRNA splicing, via spliceosome.
AUGUUGUUUUACUCGUACUUUAAGACGCUCGUCGGGAAACCGGUGACGGUGGAGCUCAAGAACGAUCUCGCCAUCACGGGAACGCUCGUCUCGGUGGAUCAGUACUUGAACAUUAAGCUUGAGAAUACGCGGGUGGCGGAUGAGGAGCGGUACCCGCACAUGCGGAGCGUGCGGAACUGUUUCAUUCGCGGAAGCGUGGUGCGAUACGUGCAAAUUCCAGAGGGGUGCGUCGACGUGGACAUUCUCCACGACGCGACGCGUCGUGAGGCUCGAGGGGCGUGA